UCAAGUCCAGGACGAAGGGGAAUCCCUCCAGCAGCCAAGAUGUCGCCAGUGGGGAAGGUGUCCCAGGUAGAAAAUGGAAAAGUCUACCAGCAGAUCUUCCAGGCCCAGGUGCAGCUGGUUCAGUCUUUGGCAGCCACCAGGAAGCGGGCUGCAGAGCAUUCUGGAACUCCAAAGAAUGUCAAGACUCCCAUGAUGAAGAAGGUGUCAUUCCCUGAAGGGGAAACAAUGACCCCUCGGCAGAGGAAGUGGGUAUAUAGCCUCCCCAACGACUGGGUCACAGAAAACCCAGUUCUCUAUAGGGAAAAGCAACAAGCCAGGAAGGAAAAGAUGCGUGAAACAGAGGACAUGAUUGCUACCCGAGAGGUGCAGGGUCUCAUGGACAACGUUGUUCCACUAAUUUCUGAGAAGACAAGCUCCAGCAUCCUCCAAGGGCAAGAAGAGUACAAGAAGAGGAAUUACCUGAGUGCACUGGCAAGCUUUCAGGAGGAGAUUGAGCAGAUUGCGAUGGAGAUGGAACCUCUUAUCCUGGAGAAAGGGGAGCUUCUUCUGAAGAAGAUGGGCCAGUCUGAUGAUGAUGUUGAUAUGCUCUUCAAAAAAGUCGAAAAUGAACCUGAUCUUGAGAGCCACAAUAUUGAGAGUCUGUUGGAGCUAUGGGAGAAGGUGGCUGAGAGAUUCACGCAGCAGAAGCAGGAGAUUAAGGAUCUAGAUCAAGAGCUGUUGGCACUGGAGGUCUCUCGAGCCAACAAGCUGAAGGACGUGUUGAAGAGAUAUGUUGACAUCCUAGAGAAAACCUCCUACCUCCUGCAGCCUGAUGUAUAUAGGCUGAUAGAUAAAGAAGCCAUGGCCAUGAACCAGGCUCUACUGGGAAAUCGGAGGGCCAUCGCCCAGCUGUUGGUCAACCUGACUGAAGCUACCCUGCAGCAGGAACUUGACAACCGCCACCGCUGGCAGGGCCUGGUGGAUACCUGGAAGGAUCUCAAGAAGGAGGCCCUGCAGCAGAGCUUCAAUGAGUUUAUGGCUAGCAAGGAUAUCCAGGAGCCCCCUGCUGUGCAGAAGGAGCUGGAAGAAAUGCUGACGAACCAGCGGGUCCUUCAAAAAGUGAGGCUGGAUCACCUCUGCACCAUCUGUGACCUCCUCCCCCCAAACUAUAACAAAAACCAUCUGACUGAGUGGUAUGAUUCUCUCACUUCCCUGAACAAGCAGCUUGACACCUACCACAUGGACUGCUUGUCUCUGGUACGCUUCCUGUAUGAGAAGAUUUGGCAGGAGUGCCUGGCCCAUGUGCAGAAUUGUAAGAAGCAGCUGCUGGACUGGAAAGCAUUUUCAGAAGCAGAAGCAGAGAGCCUGGUGAAUCCAGCCUUCUUCCUGGUGGUAGGGGAGUUCCAGAGCAAGGUGGAGAAGAAGCUGGAGCUCCUAGAUAACUCCUUUGAGACCUUGGCCAAGCAGAUGGAAUUUCAGAGUGCAGACCUCUUCAGGUACUUCCAGGAGGCCGUGAAGCUGUGGGAAGAGCACCAGAGUGUUCUGCUGUCACAGGAGCUGGAGCUGGAGAAGAGGAUAGAGCAGCAUCGGCAGAAGCACAACCAGGAGAACCAGAUCCAAGAGGUUAACCUCGAUAAGCUUCUAGACCAACUGAGACAGCAGAGCCAACAAGAGACACUGAAGAGCCACCUGGAGAAGGCCAAGAAUUUUCUGAGGAACAUGAAGUCUAGGUAUGAAUGUUUCCACAUCCUCCUGACCAAAGAUGUGAUGGAGUACCCAGGGUUAGUACUGAAAGAGCUCAACUGCUACAGCUUCACCCUCAGCCGACACUUCUUCGUUCGUGAAAUCUUUGAACAGAAUUUGGCUGGGGAAGUGACUUUCAAAUUCAGGCAACCAGAAAGCCAUGAAAAGCUCUUCAUGCAGAAAAUAAGGAAGCUGAAGAAAAAACGAAAGGCGAGAGUGGCAAUACGCAAAGCUGAAGAAAGCAUAGGUCAAGAGACGGCUUCCGAGAAGCAGGCUGAAGAGAUGGAAGAAGAAACAGUCGAAGAGACAGAACUCAUCAUGGCUGGAGAGGCACGGAGCCACGGGGACAAGUUCCCACAGAGGGGCAGUAUGGAUGAGUCCAAAGAAGAUUCUUCCCAAGAAGCUGAAGAAUUGGGCAGCAUGAAAGAGACUGUCUCAGAGGCAUCCCAGGAACCAGAACAUGUGAAGUCUCAAGAAGAGAACGAAGGGGUGGAGGCAGAUAAAGAGGAGGAAGAGGACCAAAAAGAGGAGCAUAAGGAAGAGGAAGAAAUAAAAGAGGAGAAGGAAGAGGAGGAAGAGGGGGAGGAAGAAGAGGAGGAGGAGGAAAUGAAUGAGGAAGAGGAAGAGGAGGAGGAGGAGGAGGAUGACAAAAUGACUGAAGAUGAGAUGGAGUUCUUUCAAGAGUGCCUUUUUAUGGGUUUGGAAGAAGGCAAGGAAGAGAGCAUGGAGGAGGUGUCCAAUGAACAAAAGGAUUUUUUCACAACUACAAGUGGGAACACUUAUUUUGCCUUCCUGUCUGUGGAAGAUGAACAAAGGGUACACACAAGGCCCCCUUCCUACCAAGUUGUGCUCUUUCAUGACCCUUUCAGCACCAAGUACAUAGAACAAGUGAUCAUUCCUAACAAACUAAUCGUCAAAGUUAAGAAACGGCUUCGAGCUGGCUUCUUUGAACAUCUUGAGAAGUGGUUUGACCAAUGUGCUCUCAAUGCUCACAUCAUUGUGGCUGCCAAGAUUGAUGAACUGGAUUCAGAACUGGAGCUACGUCUGCACCUGCACAAGCCAAGAUUCCAGUACGUGGAGAGGGAUAUUCAUAAUGUCCGAGCAGCUGAGCUCCUGCUCCACCAGGAGAGGCUGGAUAGCCACUGCGCAGGCGUGAUUGAGACACUGAAGAAAGAGAGGCUGAUGUUCUGUCAGUUCCAAGAAGAGCAAGCUGUGCGGAGCAGAAACUUCCGCCGCAAGAUCUACGACAUGGAGCACAUCUUCUUGAAUGCCACCAAGAGCCAAAGGCUGGUUAGUCUCACCAAUACACUACACCGGGAGCUGCUUAGCUACGUGGACGUCAUCCAGGUGUCCCUGCGAAGCUUCCGACAGUACCUGGAGGAGAGUCUGGGCAAGCUCCGCUACACCAACAUUGACUUUGUCAAGCACUGCAGAUUGUUUUCAGAGGGAGGCAACUUUUCCUCUGAAGAAAUCGAGUCCCUGUGUCAUCGACUGGAGAAGGAGGCUACUCGGAUUGAGUUUGUUGAAAGUCUAAUCAUGAUCCACAUGGAGAAAAUGGAGACAGAGUACCUAGAGCAGGCCAAUGAUGUCAUCAACAAAUUUGAAAGUAAAUUCCAUAACCUGUCUUCAGACCUGAUUUUCGUAGAGAAAAUCCAACGGCUGAUGACAAAUCUGCAAGUGAACAUCAAGUGUCAGGUGGCAAAGUCCAAUUCGCAAGCAGAAGGAUUAAAUUCUUCUCUGGAACAGCUUCAACACAAGAUACAAACAUGUCGAGACUGCCGGGGAGAUAAGGGCAUGGUGGCCAUAGAUGACCUCCUUGCCUUUAUCCGAUCCUGGAAAGAAAAAUUGAGCCAAAGGAUUAAGUACCUCAACUGCAGCCUGGAUUCGGUGUCCAUUACUCGUGAGGUCUUUACGGACAACACCAUGAAUGAUAUGGAUAUAGAGAGUGACAUCCCUGCGUCUUCAGAGGUCGUUGAGGAGGAAGCCAAGGUGGGCCUUAUAGCCCCUGAGUCCUUCUCCCAACCAACCCGCAUGGGGAGGCCCAUGAUUGAAGACCCUGCUGUGGAUGUGGUCAAGAAGAUCCUUCAAAUUCCUCAGACAAAACUGGCUUUGGCGUGUGAUAAGGAUCGUUCCCACACAGUCUUGAAGAAACAUCGGUACCGGGGAGAAAAGUCUAUAAAGAAGGCCUUGGCCAGCUCCAGUCUCACUUCGGCUGGGAGCGUGACACGACAUGCCAAGGUCAUCAGAGUCGACAAAAAGUACCAGGUUCUGGGGGAAAAACCUCCUCCUCAGUCUGAAGACUUCAAAGGCAUCAUCAUGACUCUCCUCUGGGAGAGCAACGAGCACCUGCUGUUUGUGGUGGAGGAUUUUUACCGAAGAGAGAAACGCCCUGUCACCAGGCCUGAAUUCAUGUACGACACCUUUGACCAGUGUGCUGACCACAUCGUCAAGAAGAUCCUGGAGUAUCACAGCCAGGUGGAUGAGUACCACAACUCCUGCCUCCUGGAAUUACGUGCCCAGGUGAGGCGGUUUGAAGAGCUGCUGCCCCAGGUGUGUUGGCUGGUGACAGAGAAUUACAAGGAACAGCAUUGGAACAAGUUUUGUGCAUCCAUGAAGGAGAUCUGGGAGCAGUUUGAGCAGCAGCAGAAGCAACUGGAGAAGAAGAAGAAUGAAAAUUCAGAGAAGCUCCAUCCAAAUCUUGGCCAUCCCAUAUAUGCCCAGCAAAUUCAGUCCCUGAAAAUUACGGAGGAGAUAAGACAGGAAGAGCUGAGCCAAGUGUUGCGCUCAAACCGGGAGAAGUUGGAGGAAUUUGCCAAGAAGUACAGCCGCUUCUUCAUAGCAAGUUUGGCCUCCUUCACAGAGAAAUUCAUGUUGCAGUUGGAUGAAGUGGUCACCAUUGAUGACAUGCAGGUUCCACGGAUGGAGUCCCAAAAGCAGAAACUAUCACUCCUCAUAAGGAAGAAGCUGGCCAGGCUGUCUCUGGAUGAAGAGUCUGAGAAGUCCCUGAUUGAUCGUGGGAGCAGGAAAUGGCCAGGAAUCAAGCCCAAUGAAAUCACCAUUCAAACUAAGAUACUGACUCGGAGGACAUCAUCAAUAACUACCUCUAAGACCACGCUGGGCCACUUGGCCACCAUAGAAGCCCGAGAUGCUGUGUACCUGAAAUACUUGAUACUGCUUGACAAAGAACUGAAGAAUAUCCAUAACCACUUCAAGACACUGGAGUUGGAGGCUCAAAGAUGGAAGGAGAGCUGGAAGCGUUCCCUUGACACCAUCCAGGCCCUAUACUAUCCAGGCCUUCCUUCCUCGCACCUCAAAUAA
Molecule: messenger RNA, 5040 nt
Organism: Cricetulus griseus (Chinese hamster)
Lineage: Eukaryota; Metazoa; Chordata; Mammalia; Rodentia; Cricetidae
Source: RefSeq, a predicted model, not a curated record